Molecule: messenger RNA, 2064 nt
Organism: Sinocyclocheilus rhinocerous
Lineage: Eukaryota; Metazoa; Chordata; Actinopteri; Cypriniformes; Cyprinidae
Product: very-long-chain enoyl-CoA reductase-like
Exons: 10
Coding region: 468-1445 (325 amino acids)
Biological process (GO): very long-chain fatty acid biosynthetic process
Molecular function (GO): oxidoreductase activity, acting on the CH-CH group of donors
Source: RefSeq, a predicted model, not a curated record
CUGUAAAGUGACUCUGUAUGUGAUGUUGUUGGGUUUUCUGUAAAUAUUGGUUCUAGAUGACUGGCCUCUGUAUGUCCCUGUGUGUGCAUCCAUAAAACAAGUUAUAAUUAGCACAUACUGGGAUGACUGGGGAUGGGUCACGUUUCCUCGAGGUUCGGAAGAGAAUAAAGUAUUUAUGAGUGGGAUAAUGAGAUACAAGUCUUGUUGAUUUGUUCAUGCAUGUGCUUUUAGGGGUUGGUUUGGGGGCCAAAUGUAAAGAUGAACGAGAGGGUGACAACACAGAGAAAUGGGAGGGUCGAGUUAAAGAGAGAGAGGGAGGGAGGGAGGGAGGGAGCACAGACAGAGAGAUUUAUUUCCACAGCUGACAGUGAAGCUCCCGUCCCACACUCGUUUUUGGAGGUGAAAGAGGGACUAAGAGAGGAAAGAAGUUAAAAACUCAGAGAAAGUGGAUAAAUAAAACGGACAAUAUGGAUACCUUGGCUUUAGAGGCCACGCAGCCCAAAAAGGCUCAGAACGGGGCACCAGUGCCCGGAACCUCCACCCCUGCCAAACGCAAACCGGCCAAAAAGACUAAGAAAGCUGUGGUCUUUUUCGAGGUGGAGAUUCUGGACGCCAAGACGAAGGACAAGCUCUGCUUCCUGGACAAGGUUGAGCCCAAUGCCACAAUCGGGGAAAUCAAGUCCAUGUUCCACAAGAGUCACCCUCAGUGGUAUCCGGCCCGACAAUCCAUUCGUUUGGAUCCCACGCGUUAUAACGCUUCUGUACUGUCGCUGUCUCUCUCUCAGGUGUUUCUGACGGAGUACGCCGGCCCUCUGCUCAUCUAUCUCAUGUUUUACUUCCGAGUCCCGUUUAUUUAUGCUCCUAAAUAUGACUUUACCACCAGCAAACACUGGGUUGUACAUUUGGCGUGCAUGUGUCACUCCUUCCACUACGUGAAGAGACUCCUGGAGACACUGUUCGUCCAUCGCUUCUCGCACGGGACUAUGCCUCUGCGCAACAUCUUCAAGAACUGCACAUACUACUGGGGUUUUGCAGCUUGGAUGGCUUAUUACAUCAACCACCCUCUGUACACGCCACCCAUCUAUGGAGAACAGCAGAUCAGACUGGCCCUCAUCGUGUUCCUGUUCUGUCAGAUCGGAAACUUCUCCAUCCACAUUGCCCUGAGAAAUCUUCGACCUCCAGGAUCUAAGACUAGGAAGAUCCCAUAUCCGACUAAAAACCCCUUUACUUGGAUCUUCCUGCUGGUCUCCUGCCCCAACUACACGUAUGAGCUGGGCUCGUGGCUGGGCUUCACUCUGAUGACCCAGUGUCUGCCCGUGGCCGCCUUCACGCUGGUGGGCUUCAUUCAGAUGACCGUGUGGGCGAAAGGAAAGCACCGCAGCUACCUGAAGGAGUUCCGCGACUAUCCCACGCUGCGCUCGCCCAUCCUGCCCUUCAUCCUGUAGGACAGAGUCACGCAGUGUUCCCCUCGUCUUUUGAACCUUUUCCUCUUCUCCCGUCCUCCCCUCAUCAUCUCUUUUAUACUGUGUCCAUGGCUCGCCUCUAUUCGUUUCACAUGCAUCUUUCCUGCAUUUGCUCAUCUCUUGGAACGGACUGAUUCUGAAUAAUAAAGUCAGCUCAGAUCCAGAACCUCCAGAAGCUUGGUUCUAAUGGCUCCAUAUCGCCCUCUGUGGGUUGCAUGAUGUCUGUCAUCUGGGGAAAUCUCAUGAAAAUGAUCAAGAGCAUGUCCAGAUCAUAAUUCAGUCAAAGAAAUAAGAACUUAUAUUUUGCACAAAGAUAAUAGAGCACAUUUUAGGACCAGUAAGAUUUUAACAUUAUUUUCAUGAUCGAACACACCCUUAAUUCUCAGUAGCUGCUGUAAUGUGAAAAAAACAAUUAGUAUGCAACAUGAACAUGUUGUUGUCCUUAAUUGAUGAUUGUAAUAAAAUCUUUUUUUUUUUUUGCAUUACAUUCAUGAAAAUUUGAAGGGAGAAUAAAACGUCAAUACAAAUCCUUUAAUGGUCAUGUACUUAAUAUCAAAAUAAUUUCCUCCAGACAUGGACGUUUUAUCUUAAAGGGAUAGUU